AUGGCUUUUACUGCACAGCUGCUUCUGCUGUCCUCAUUGUUUCUACAACCAGUUCUAGUGCUUUCCCAAACUAAUGGUAGCAUAGCAGUUGGUGGUUCUCUUACUGCAACUGCAGAAGGAAACUCCUCCUCAUCAUGGCUUUCUCCAUCUGGUGAUUUUGCCUUUGGAUUUCGGCCACUUGGAAACAAUGAUCUUUUCUUGCUUUCAAUAUGGUAUGCCAAAAUACCAGACAGAACCAUAGUUUGGUAUGCAAAUAAUAAGCCUGCAGUUGCACCUGCUGCACCUCUGGGAUCAACUGUGAAUUUGACUGCUCACAGUGGACUAGUGCUCACAAGUCCUCAAGGCAAAGAGUUAUGGAAAUCUGAAACCAUAGUUGGUGUUGUUGCCAAUGGGGUUUUCAAUGAUACCGGCAACUUUGUUCUUGAAGAUGACAGUUCAAAGAAGUUGUGGGAGUCUUUCAAGAAUCCUACUGAUACUAUAUUGCCAGGACAGAUAAUUGAAACAGGAGGAAGCCUUGCUUCUCGACAAUCGGAGACUAACUAUUCCAAAGGACGGUUCCAGCUACGGUUGCAGCAAGACGGGAACCUUGUGCUCAACUCCAUAAACUUCACAACAGCGUCUACUAACACACCGUAUUAUGGAAGCGCCACUACCACAGGGACAGUGCCAGGAAGUGAAGGUAAACAGUUGGUUUUCAAUGACUCAGGCUACUUGUAUGUCCUGAGAGAGAAUGGUGGAAAAUACACUCUCACAUGGGGAAAUAGGGUCUCAGCAAUGGCCUAUUAUACUAGAGCAACUCUCAACUUUGAUGGGGUUUUUGCUCAGUAUGUUCACCCAAAGACUUUUUCUGGCAAUGCAAGCUGGGAACCUCUUUGGUCACUGCCAGAAAAUAUUUGCCUGGAUAUUGAUGCUGAUUCAGGUCCUGGGGUUUGUGGGUUCAACAGUAUCUGCGCACUCAGUGCAGCAGAUAAGAGGCCAAAAUGUGAAUGCCCAAGAGGGUUCUCUUUGCUUGAUCCAAAUGACCUAUAUGGAAGCUGCAAACCCGAUUUCAUACAAAGCUGUGAAGAAAAAGAAGAAGAGCAUCUAUAUGAUGUUCAGAUGCUAACAAAUACUGAUUGGUUAACCUCAGAGUAUUCGCGUUUGGAGGAAUUUACUGCAGACAACUGCAGUGAGUCCUGUAUUCAAGAUUGUUUAUGUGGUGUUGCUAUUUACAGCAAUCAAACCUGUUGGAAAAAGGAGUUGCCCCUCUCAAAUGGGAGAGUGGAUAGCGGUCUACGUGCAACGACCUUCAUCAAAUUCAGGAAGGACAAUUCAACUCUACCAGUCCCUCCAUCGCCAAGUCCAGAUGAUAAGAAGAAUAACAAGACCACCUUCACGGGUAUACGACCUGUUGAUGCUCUUUUUCGGAGAGGGUCAACUUAG
Prunus armeniaca (apricot) is the source of this 1422-nucleotide messenger RNA. NCBI's taxonomy places the organism in Eukaryota, Viridiplantae, Streptophyta, Magnoliopsida, Rosales, Rosaceae. The record is from the annotation of a GenBank genome assembly.